Messenger RNA from Seminavis robusta, 639 nucleotides. NCBI's taxonomy places the organism in Eukaryota, Bacillariophyta, Bacillariophyceae, Naviculales, Naviculaceae. The record is from the annotation of a GenBank genome assembly.
AUGUGCUAUGAUGCUGCGCAGGGAGGAAAUUUGGAGUGUCUCAAAUAUGCCCAUGAGAAUGGUUGUCCAUUGGAUAAAAACACAUGCCUAAUGGCAGCACGAAAUGGACAGUUGGAUUGUCUCAAAUAUGCCCAUGAGAAUGGAUGCCCAUGGCAUGAAAGCAGGUACAACACGGCGGCUAGAAAUGGUCACCUCGAUGUACUCAAAUAUGCCCAUGAGAAUGGCUGUCCAUGGGAGGAAGAAACAUGCACUAGUGCUGCCAGCAAGGGCCAUCUGGAUGUACUCAAAUACGCCCAUGAGAAUGACUGUCCAUGGGAUGAAAGUACAUGCUCUGCUACUGCUUUGUAUGGCGCUCUAGAUGUUCUCCGAUAUGCCCAUGAGAAUGGAUGUCCCUGGCAUGAAAAAACCUGCUCGAAUGCUGCUUGCCUGGGCCAUCUAGAUGUACUCAAAUAUGCAGUGGAAAAUGGCUGUCCAUGGGAUGAAAACACCUGCUCUGGUGCUGCCGGCCGGGGCCGUCUAGAUGUACUCAAAUAUGCAGUGGAGAAUGGCUGCCCCUGGAAUGAAGGCAACUGGUGCGGGGAAGUACUGGACAGGUGUUGGCUUGGGUUCAAGAACUUCUUAUCUCAGAGGAAUGAAUGA